UUGUAGCUCUGACAUGAGUGGUGCCAGUAACACACUGGCGAGGGAGUUCCUGACUGAUGUACAUCAACUAUGCAGUGCAGUGGCUCAGAGAGCAGAGGCACCAGAGGAAGAUGAAGAGGAAACUCACAUGGUGGCACUGGGCGAGUACCUGGUCAGGGGUCGGGGAUUCCUCUUGCUCAGUACUCUGGACUCCAUAAUUGACCAGGAGCUGACUUGUCGCGAGGAGCUGCUCACGUUACUGCUGUCUCUGCUACCGCUGGUCUGGAAGAUUCCUGUGCAAGAGGAAAAAGCACCAGUCUUCAUCUUGCCAUCUCUACUGGAAGUAUUUCUCACCCGGGAAGUGAAGGAUGUCUCCCCUGGAACAGGACUGAAGAUCAGGUCAGAUGAACAGAACUCCGGCAAGAGACCAUGUGUCGGCAGUGACCCUUGGAAGUCAAGGAGGUCACGCAGGACAGUCCAGAGAUACUCUGUGAGGAAUGCUCGCAAAUCCCAGCUUUCUACCUCAGAUUCAGAUCCCAACUCAGAAGAUAAAGCAGCCUCAGGCUCUGGUGGUGCUAGGAUCAAGAGAGCACAUGGCUCCAGCAUCCGAGUAAACUAUCAGCAUUAUCGUUCAGAGGUCUCACAGAAAUCAUCCACCACAAAAUCCACAGGAACCAUGAGUGCACCAUAUCCUCAUCCCAGAUCCACUGCCUCUCACAAAUCAGACCCUGAAACUCUGACAGAUCCAGCUGCAAUAUCAGUUUUCAACCGGAUGGAGAAUUCACCCUUUGAUCUCUGUUAUGUUUUACUUUCUCUACUGGAGAAGGUUUGUAAGUUUGACAUGAGCAUUAACCACAACCCUGGCCUGGCAGUCAGUGUUGUACCAACACUCACUGAGAUCUUGACUGAAUUUGGAGAGUGCUGUGGUCCAGGUGGUGGAGGUGGAACAGGAGCAGAAGAGCUGGCUGGAGGUUGGACAGAGGAACCAAUCGCCCUUGUCCAGAGGAUGCUUCUACGCACAAUUUUGCACCUGAUGUCUGUGGAUGUGAGUCAAAAUGAAACCCUUCCAGAUACUCUGAGACGCAGUCUGAUAGACUUGCUCCGAGCCACCCUCAAAAUUCGCAGCUGUUUGGAUAGGCAGAUGAACCUGUUUGCUCCUCGGCCAAAGAAAACCUUGCAGGAGAUUCAAGAUGACUUCUCAUUUUCCCGAAAUCGCCAUAGAGUGCUACUGCUGCCAGAGCUUUUGGAGGGAGUAGUACAAGUGCUGCUGGGUUGUCUGCAGACCUCCACACCCAACCCUUUCUUCUUUAACCAGGCUCUGGAACUUGUCCAUGAAUUUAUUCAACAUCGUGGUCUAGAACUGUUUGAGAUCACAGUACUGCGGCUGGAGGGACUGGGCAGGGCCAAAGAUUCUGAAAUAGGAAGUGAGGCUUCAGAGAGGCUACGAGGUCUUAUUGCAGGGGUCUUCAAAAUUAUUAGUGCUGUUAAGAAAGCAAAGUCAGAACAGCUACACCAGUCUGUGUGUGCCAGGAGACGUCAUCGUCGCUGUGAAUAUUCUCAUUUCCUGCAUCACCAUAGAGACCUGUCUGGUUUACCAGUUUCUGCUUUCAAGCAAACUGCGAGGCGCAAUCCCUUUGAAGAGGAUGCAGAUGGCAAUGAAGGAAUGGAGAGUGACGUGCAUUAUCCAGAGCGCUGCUGUUGUCUGGCUGCUUGUGCCCACCAGUGUCUGCGGCUACUGCAGCGCCUGUCUCCAAAUGGAGCAGCUAUUUUGCAGGUACUGGCUGGGGUGCAAACUGUUGGAAUCUGCUGUUGUAUGGAUCCUCGAUCAGUGGUAGUACCUCUGCUACAUGCCUUCCAAGCUCCAGGUCUGCGAAGUUACCAGUCCCACAUUCUCAAUGUCCUGAGCAGGCUGAUUCUAGACCAACUAGGUGGGGGACAGCCUUCUGAGAAAGCCAAGCUGGCCUCUUGUAACAUCUGCACUCUAGACAGCAGUCAGUUGCCGGGCCUGGAGGAGACACUGCAACAGAGGGAGCCCUCAGCUAUUUCCGGACUCUGUUAUCGCUCCCAGGGUAUUUUGCCAAGUGGAGGUGGCACAGAGGACAUGCUGUGGAAAUGGAAUGCUCUAGAGGCCUACCAAGGACUAGUGUUUGGGGAGGACUGGCAACUGAGCCAACAGAUAGCCAGCCAUGUGUGCCACUUGACCCUGCGGGGAAAUGUUAUCAUACAGUGGCAAGUCUACACACAUAUCUUCAACCCUGUGCUGCAGAGAGGAGUAGAGGUGGUCCACCAUGCCCAGCAGCUUGGGGUUUCCACGGUGUGCUCACAGGUGUGCGGAUAUCAUGGUCAGUGCAUGCCUGUGGAAGUACUGCUUGUAUACCUGCAAACAUUGUCUGUCCUUCUCAAAUCAAGGUGAGUUGAUUGUCUCAUUGUUCUGAAAUCAUCUGUUCCUUUCUCCAUGGUUGUCUGUGUCAGUACCGUGUGUGAGUGAAUGCCUGCUUUGCCAGAAAUGAGCUUCAGAUUUCAUACUUAA
Thalassophryne amazonica is the source of this 2509-nucleotide messenger RNA. RefSeq names its product lysosomal-trafficking regulator-like. NCBI's taxonomy places the organism in Eukaryota, Metazoa, Chordata, Actinopteri, Batrachoidiformes, Batrachoididae. The transcript is spliced from 3 exons. The record is from RefSeq and is a predicted model, not a curated record. Bases 14 to 2392 code for a protein of 792 amino acids.